AUGGCGGACAUUGGCUCUGCAUCGACCACUGGUGCUAGCUUCACCUCGGACGUGCGACGUAGAAAUGUACCGCUCACGGAUGGAACUACGACGUCCCCAGUUUUCGCCCAAGCGGAAGAUGCAAAAAAGAAGCGCCAGUCCAGCUCAUAUCUCUCCAUUCUCUCGGGGUGGGAACCAGUGAUUGCGCCGAUCAUUUUGACGGCUCUUUCUAUGUUUACCCGCAUGUAUCGAAUUGGCCGCUCCAAUAUCGUGACUUGGGACGAAGCCCACUUUGGCAAAUUCGGAUCACAUUAUUUGAAGCGCGAGUUCUAUUUCGAUGUGCACCCACCGCUGGGGAAGAUGCUUGUUGGCCUGUCGGGUCUUCUUGCUGGCUACAACGGAUCGUUUGAGUUCAAAUCUGGUGAGAAGUACCCAGAGGACCUCAAUUAUACCUUCAUGCGUCUGUUUAAUGCCGCCUUUGGUGUGGUAUGCGUACCUCUGGCGUACCUGACGGCACGAGAACUCGGUUUUCGCAGAUCUACUGUCUGGCUUGUCAGUUUGAUGGUGCUUUUCGAAAACUCGUAUGCCACUAUAUCACGGUUCAUAUUGCUGGAUUCAAUGCUGCUAUGUUUCACCUUUACCACCACAUUCUGCUGGGCGAAGUUCCACCGACUGCAACAUGCUAGCUUCUCCCUUGAGUGGUUUGCAUGGCUUCUGUUAACCGGUGUCAGCAUUGGCUGCGUAUGUAGCGUCAAAUGGGUGGGCUUCUUCUGCACUGCCCUCGUUGGUCUCUACACUAUUGAAGAUCUCUGGAAUAAAUUCGGCAAUCUCAAGAUGUCCGAGGUCACGCUAGCCAAACACUUUGCCGCCCGCGUAGUCGGCUUGAUUAUUGUGCCAGUGCUAGUUUAUCUCCUCUCCUUUUAUGUUCAUUUCUUGAUCUUGGAGAAUAGUGGCCCUGGUGAUGCGCAAAUGAGCUCUCUUUUCCAGGCCAACCUCAAGGGCACCCAGGUUGGCAAAGACAGUCCGCUUGAGAUUGCGAUCGGCUCGAGGGUCACGCUUAAGAAUAUGGGCUACGGUGGCGGACUGCUACAUUCCCAUGUUCAAACGUACCCAGAAGGAUCCUCUCAGCAGCAGGUUACCUGCUACCACCACAAGGAUGCGAACAACGAUUGGUUCAUCUAUCCCAACCGCAAAGAGGCCGACUAUGAUGCCACUGCGGAUCUUAGAUUUGUUGGCGACGGAGAUGUGAUUCGGCUCAUUCACGCUCAGACAGGCCGCAACCUUCACUCGCAUAAUAUUCCUGCUCCGAUAACCAAGGGCCAUUAUGAAGUUUCUUGCUAUGGCAACCUGACAAUUGGGGAUGACAAGGAUCAUUGGAAAGUUGAAGUCGUCGACGAUGCGGCGUCGAGGGACAGGAGCAAAAUCAGGACUCUUACCACCGCUUUCCGCCUGCGACAUCCUGUCCUAGGUUGCUAUCUGCGCGCCGGCAAUACGAACCUUCCACAGUGGGGGUUCAAGCAAAUUGAGACAACAUGCGUCAAGGAGAAUAAGCCGCGCGAUGUUUACACACAUUGGAAUGUUGAAACUCAUUCUAACGACCGACUCCCCCCCGGCGAUCCUGGCUCUUACAAGUCUCCCUUCUUCAAGGACUUUGUGCACCUGAAUGUGGCGAUGAUGACAUCUAACAAUGCUCUCGUUCCGGACCCUGAUAAACAGGACGAUCUUGCCUCGAAAUUCUGGCAGUGGCCGAUACUCAAUGUUGGUCUUCGAAUGUGCUCUUGGGAUGAAAAGGUGGUGAAGUAUUACCUACUCGGAAAUCCCGUUGUCUAUUGGGGAAGUACUGCCAGUUUGGGCCUGUUCGGCCUGCUGUUCUUGUGGUACCUUGUACGAUGGCAGCGGGGCUACAAUGAACUUACCCAAGCAAACAUUGAUCACAUCCAUUAUGCUGGCUUGUACCCUGUAGUGGGUUGGGUCCUCCACUACCUGCCGUUCAUCGUCAUGGGGCGAGUGACCUAUGUUCAUCACUACUACCCAGCGCUAUACUACGCCAUACUCACUUUCGGUUUUUGCGUUGAUUGGGUCACUCAGACCCUAAGCACUAAGGCUCGCGGGAUUAUUUACGGCCUUCUUUACAUCUUGGUAGUAGGAAUGUUUGCCUACUUUCGGGUGAUCGUGUUUGGCAUCGAAGGUCCAAGCCAACAGUGGCGUCAUCUGAACUGGCUGAGUGGUUGGCGGAUCGCCAACUGA
Molecule: messenger RNA, 2226 nt
Organism: Aspergillus calidoustus
Lineage: Eukaryota; Fungi; Ascomycota; Eurotiomycetes; Eurotiales; Aspergillaceae
Source: the annotation of a GenBank genome assembly